Messenger RNA from Amaranthus tricolor (Joseph's coat), 1446 nucleotides. Its product is annotated as serine/arginine-rich splicing factor SR45a. NCBI's taxonomy places the organism in Eukaryota, Viridiplantae, Streptophyta, Magnoliopsida, Caryophyllales, Amaranthaceae. The record is from RefSeq and is a predicted model, not a curated record. Gene Ontology annotation, cellular component: spliceosomal complex. The transcript has 6 exons. Bases 139 to 1230 code for a protein of 363 amino acids. Gene Ontology annotation, biological process: positive regulation of mRNA splicing, via spliceosome. Gene Ontology annotation, molecular function: RNA binding.
UCUUUUUAUAAGCCUUAUAUUCUCUUCGUAUCCAGUUUUCCUCAAACACCCGCAAGAACCAGUUUUGAGAGAGGGAGGAGAGGGAUAAACAGAAAGUUUUCACCAGUUCAGAGAUUUCAAUUUUCGAUCGAAUUUAAGAUGUCAUACAGUUACGAUUCUCGCUCUCCGUCUCCAUAUAGGCGUUACGGUCGCUCUGUUUCAAGGUCUUUGUCAAGAUCUAGGUCAUUGUCGAGGAGCCGAUCCAGGAGCCGUGAAAGUAGUAGUGUAGAGAAUCCUGGAAAUAAUUUAUAUGUGACUGGAUUGUCAUUGCGUGUCACUAGGAGAGAUCUGGAGAAGCAUUUCUCAUCUGAGGGAAAGGUGGAAGAUAUUCACCUUGUGACUGAUCCAUGGACCAAAGAGUCUCGGGGAUUUGGUUUUGUAACCAUGUCUUCUCUUGAGGAGGCGGAUCGCUGUAUCAAGUAUCUUAAUCGUUCUGUACUUGAAGGCCGUGUCAUUACUGUUGAGAAGGCUCGCAGAAAAAGAGGUCGUACACCAACGCCAGGAAAAUACAUGGGGUUGAAAACAUCUCGCAGUCGACAUCGCUCUCGCAGUUAUUCUAUUAGACGCUCUUCUGAUUGUGAAAGGUCAUACUCCCCGUAUUCUAGGAGAGAUAGAUCAUAUUCUCCCUAUUAUAGCCGCAGGAGCCGCCGUUCACGCUCCAGGUCGCGCUCCCCAUACGACAGCAGAUCACCUGUGAAUAGGCGCUCUCGCUAUGAUUAUUCGCCUAAUGAGCGGUUUUACAGGAGGAGAGCCCGAAGCUAUUCCAGGAGCUAUUCACCAAGGGGAAGGAGUUAUUCACGUAGUUACUCCCCUAGGCCAAGGAGAAGCUCUAGGAGGAGUUAUUCUCGGAGCUAUUCUCCAAGGCCAAGAAGAAGCUCUAGAAGAAGUUAUUCUCGAAGCUACUCUCCAAAGCCAAGGAGAAGCUUGAGGAGGAGUUAUUCUCGGAGUUACUCACCUCGCCCAAGGAGAAACUCAAGAGGGCACCACUCUCAAAGGCGAGGGAAGAGUACUAGGAAAAGCUGCUCUCGUAGCUUAUCAAGAAGUCCGAGAAGAAGUGCGUCCUAUUCGCCAAAGUGUGGAAGUUCAUAUGAUAGUCGCUCAUCAAGAAGCUACUCUCGUCACAGUGCUCCCUCCAGAUCAAGGUCUCUUUCACGAUCUGCUACCCCAAGAUCCGCUUCGCCGUCUACUUGAACUGGACCGGUUUCGUUUAGAAGAACCAUUGUUCCUGUUGUUUAAAUUAAAAUUCUUAAUCGAACACGUAUGACUCUUUCUCCCUUUAUCUGUGUACUAUGUCUCACUGCUUGCUAAAUGCUAAUUACCUCCUUCCUGCCAUGGUAACAGUUUAGAUGUCUGAAGUUUGUUUUGAUUUUAUAAUUUGGUCUUACAUUUGAAGUUUACCCAAUUGAA